Messenger RNA from Penicillium lagena, 1410 nucleotides. RefSeq lists its product as uncharacterized. NCBI's taxonomy places the organism in Eukaryota, Fungi, Ascomycota, Eurotiomycetes, Eurotiales, Aspergillaceae. The record is from RefSeq and is a predicted model, not a curated record. The transcript has a single exon. The coding region runs from base 1 to 1410 and encodes 469 amino acids.
AUGGCUCACCAAGAGACCAGCCGACAUUGUGGGUUUCUGCAGACCGGUGGACGCGAUCCGUAUGCUAAUUGGCCUCCGCAGACCCCUCUAGAUGUCUUGUCGAGUCUCCCUUCUCUCCCGUCCUCCUUGCCCGCAUCCGAGUCCAUUCCUCUCCUCCUCCUCACCCCAAGCUUUGCCCCAUGGCUCGAUCCCAGUAGCGAUUUCCUCCAGCAAUGGGUAGGCCGGCUGUAUGGUCCUUCUUCCCCGUCGCCUCUCUACGCCGUUGCGGCUGUUGUGGAUAAGCUUCCCGAUCCUCAACCGGCAUCAGUUGAAACGGCGGUGGAAGGUCUGUCUCUUCUAGUGGUGGGCAAAGAUGGCGUACAUGGGAAAGCGGCGUCGCCUCGUCAGAUCAGGGGCUCUGGGGUUGAAGAGCCUGAUAUUUUGAUCUCGGUACAAAGCAAGGCCCAAAAAAGUAGCAGCUCGCUGCCCUACGAGAUUGGACUGAGGCUUGCAAAUACCGUCUUCGUCAAUGGCAGGGAAACCACGCUGUUCGGCAUGCGUUGGGCUUGGGACAGUGCUGUCAACAAGUAUACUCUGGACGCAUCCCUUGAUCUCAGAAGCUGCCUGGUUGCAGCUGUUUCUCCAGUCGCCGAGCCUCAACUACAGCUACCUUUGCACCCUGUCACCGAGCGGAGGAAAGUCCUCGCCAGUAUGGGGAAUAUCCUUCGCCAGGUAGCCACAUCCACCGACGCAGCGUCCACCAAGCCGAUGCCCGCGUCGACUGAAUUGGAAAAGACGCUCCCGCGCUACCUGGAAGAGCACAAUAUCGUCGACCGGCGCGUGACGGUCUGGGCGCUGGUUGAACAGCCAGAUAAUCUUUCCCACCGCGGAUCACCGCACGACCGGAUUAUCCGCUCUCUGUGCCAGGGUGGUAAGCUGCACCGUGUGAUGAGUGGUGGGGGCGGAUGGGGCAAGAAACAGGGCCUUCUGUCCCUGGACCCAGAAGUAAGCUUUUCCACCGCGGCCUCCCGCGAUAAACUUGCAGCCCUGGAUGAGUUGUUCGACUCUGGUGCUGCAGCGCCGGAUUUGCCGGCUUUCAUGGGUGGCGAUGAUCUGUCUCUCCUGUCGCAAGUCGCCACGGCGGGUGAUUUCAUCCAGUUCUUCGUGUCUGUUGAACCCACCAAUUCCCCGGACGACCUCUCUGGGCGCCCGGUCACCUACAGCUUUGGAAUUGUCUCUGACAUUGAGGAGCCCGAAUUACCGGAUGUCGAAGGAGAACCGGGCCUGGUAGCCAUUCCAGGUUUCUUUGGUGCAUUGUCCGAGAAGGCGAUUGCAUACUCGCAGCCGGUGCCGCAGGGCGAGACGAUGGCGCCGUCCAACACCAAGCUUGAUGUGCCGGGGUGCCGAGUGGACCUCCACUCUGUAUUUUAA